AAUUAUAAAAUCAUGCAAGGCGAGAAUAUGGUAAAAGACUAUCGUCUCUUGGAAACAGGAAGGGGUCCAGAUGCUAGAAUGGCAUUCAAAAGAUCUCAACGAAUCGAAGCACAAGUCGUGGAAGCUAUCCGCAGAUUACAAGCCAUACAAGGAUCAACUCCCCAGGAAAUUAGUAAUUACAUUGCUCAAGAAUAUAAUAUUCCUGGUUCUGAAAUCAGACCACAUGUCCAACUCGCUCUCAAGAGAGGCGUAACUUAUGGAAUUCUUCAACGUUUAAAGGGAGGAUGUUACACGUACAAUCCAGACUUCCUCAACGGUCAAUGCAUAAGUGGUGGCGACGCAACGGUCGAGAUUCCUUGUAAAGGAAGAAGAAGAAGAAGAGGACGUUCAAGAAGAAGAGGGCGAAGACGUAGAGCUGGAAGAUCUCGUCGUAGAUCUCGUCGUAGAAAAAACUCGCGAAGAAGAAGAUCUUCCUCGAGGCGUAGACGACGUGGAAGGAGGAGAAGAAGGGAAGAAUUUCCGAAGGAAAUCGAUGGGCUGGACUUGACCAAACAACCGACGAAAAGCAGCAGCCUCUUAACGAAAGACAGUCCACAAAGCAACCAUUCGAUCUCUGAAAAUUCUGAAGGAAAGCAAGAAUAACCCUCCAACAAGAUAUCCAUUCUCUCCAUUUUACGAUCGAUUCAAGGUGC
This is a messenger RNA of Apis laboriosa (Himalayan honeybee), 692 nucleotides long. RefSeq names its product histone H1, gonadal-like. The record is from RefSeq and is a predicted model, not a curated record. The transcript has 3 exons. Gene Ontology annotation, molecular function: DNA binding. Lineage: Eukaryota; Metazoa; Arthropoda; Insecta; Hymenoptera; Apidae. Gene Ontology annotation, cellular component: nucleosome. Gene Ontology annotation, biological process: nucleosome assembly. The coding region runs from base 13 to 642 and encodes 209 amino acids.